Molecule: messenger RNA, 2472 nt
Organism: Kwoniella shivajii
Lineage: Eukaryota; Fungi; Basidiomycota; Tremellomycetes; Tremellales; Cryptococcaceae
Exons: 18
Coding region: 1-2472 (823 amino acids)
Cellular component (GO): membrane
Source: RefSeq, a predicted model, not a curated record
AUGGACAGAGCACCCCCGUGCACUGUGUGUGUGUGUGGUGUCAUUCCAAGGGUACCUUUGACCUCGCUUGAACGAGUGCUUGGCUUUGUGGAUCUGGACACCGUAUCGCCUCGAGCUGCUCAUCGAGCCGAACACUUAUCUCGAAACGCAGCGGCUGCAGCUCACGCAUCGUAUUACGCUCAUCCAUCAUUACAUCUUCAUACAUACUUGUCGAAAGAAGAACCUGUCGCAGUGGAUGGUCAAGGUCAAGUCAUAGGAGCCCUGAAUGACCCUAUACAGCCUAUAGCACAUGAACCGCACCUAGGUCCAAUCCCACCAUCAACGUCAAUCUCAGACCAAGAUUCAAAAACCUCACCUUCGAAAUCAGGAGUAUCAAAUUUCCCUCAUACCAGUGCUCAGAAAAAUGCUGAAACAGGACCAGAGGGUACCAAAAAAGAAGAAGGAGGAAAAGAGGAUGCAGGAGCACCUAGUGGGAUGGACAAAGGAGCACUUGAAAUCGGGGGCGAAGCUGGCGGCACAAAAACAUCCCCUGGCCCAUCGAUAGAGGAUGUCAAGAAAUACCACGAAACUCAAAAUGGCUGGAGCAAUCACGCUCAAAAUGGUCAUUUGGGUGUACCAGGACAAGCAAAUGGAACUCAAUUGCAAAAUGGGAAACCAGGAUUAGAAAGGCAUUGGAGUAUAAGAGAUAGGAUGGAACCUCAUUUACAAAUGAUGUGUGGUCCGUUAUUAGCUUAUUAUACCGUCAAAAACGAUGUUUGGCAAGGAGCUGCUUUAGUUGUUGUCCGUGACGAUGGCUCUGACCUAUCAACCCUUCCGUCCUUGGCCUUAACAUUCCACCCCCAUUCUCCACCAUCCCAUGAAGUUCCGACAAUUCACGAUCCUUCUCAGACGCUCUUACCUAAUCAGACCAUUGAAUCAAGACGGAUACACACGUACGCUUCGAAAGAUGGUAACAUGUCUUUCUUCAGGUUUAUGAUUGAAAUCCCGUUACAACAAACUCAAAUGACAGUUAGAUAUCGUUUGAACCGUGGUGCGGAAAUGGACUUUGUCGUUCCUUCAAUAGGGGAGAACAUGAGAUGGGCUGCUCAUAGUUGUAAUGGUUUCUCGUCAGGUGUAAAUCCCGACGAAUUCAAAGGCAACUACCCUUCAGGUUACGAUCCAGUAUGGGAAGAUUUGUUGCUCAAACACCACGAGAAGCCAUUCCACUGUAUGGUCGGAGGUGGUGACCAAAUAUACUGCGAUGCUUUGACUAGAGAGCUAGAGAUGCAAGAGUGGAUCACGGCACCCAACAGGAAAGCUAAAUUGGAAACCAAGUUGACUGAUGUGAUCAGAGAAGCUGUUGAUAGGUUCUACUUCAAUCAUUAUUGUAAGAUCUUUAGGAGCAAUGCCUUUGGAAGAGCCAAUUCUACCAUACCAAUGGUGAACAUGCUGGAUGAUCACGAUCUCAUCGACGGUUUCGGGACUUAUGACGACGAAACUCAAGCCUCUCCCAUUAUGUCGUUUGUGGGAUCUAGGGGAUAUUUCUGGUUCCUACUUUUCCAGCUUUUCGUUUCCGACGAGAUCGAUGGCGUCAAUCCCAUACCUGGCACUCACACCCUGAAUAGCAUGAUCAUAGGUGAUAAACGGGGACCAUGGAUACCGUUCCCAUCACAUUCUUUGAUUGUCUACCUUGGACCGAAAGUCUCACUGUUGGCUUUGGAUUGUAGAGCAGAGAGGAAGCUGGACAGGAUCUGUACCACCGAAACUUACGCAAAGGCAUUUGGGGAAGUAAGAAAGGUGACAGGUAUUGAACAGUUGGUGAUUUUGUUGGGUGUCCCUAUCGCCUAUCCACGAAUGUCGUUCUUGGAGCAUUUCCUGGAUUUCAAAUACAAUCCUAUAAACAUGCUAGCAAGACACAACGCUAUGGGCUUGGGUUCUAUGGUCAAUAAGUUCAACCAAGCAUCAGAAUUGUUGGAUGAUCUCAAUGAUCAUUGGUGUGCAAAUACACAUAAGAAAGAAAGAAAUUGGCUCGUGCUGGAAUGUCAAGAACUAGCGAAAGAGAUGCAAUGUCGGAUUACCUUUUUAUCGGGCGAUGUCCAUUUGGCCGCUGUAGGAUGUUUGUUCACUUACAAUAAAGGAAAACAAAGGAUGAAGAUCCGACCUGAAGAAGAUCACAGAUAUAUGUUGAAUAUCAUCACCAGUGCAAUCGUAAAUACGCCACCGCCUCCUGGUGCAGCUAAGAUGGUGGCAUUUUUAGGUAGUAACAAGCAUCGAACGCUGCCCAAAGAUACAGAUGAAAUCAUGAUCCCGCUCUUCGAGAAAGAUACUGAUGGGUCGGCGUCAAAGUUGAAGUACGUAUUAAACAGGAGAAACUAUACCGCUGUCGAGUACAAUUCAGCUGGAGAAUUGGUUUUCGAUAUCAAAGUUGAGAAGACUCAAGGUGGAGGGGAGACUGUCAGUUAUCCGAUCAAAUCUCCUGCUCCGCGAUGGUAA